AUGGACCAAAGCAGAUCCCUCAAGCCCCCAAGUGGGAUUCCCCGUCCGGUGUCCAGAAUACCUUUGCCGACGACUAGCACACGACCAAAGUCUAUUAUUAGGCCUUCUCCCUCGAGAGAACGGCUCCAGGCCGACUCUGGAGUUGACAUUCGCCGCCUACGAAGGCCAUCGACAGAGGCCCUGAAUCGCAAACCCUCGCUACCUUAUGUCGGACGUCGUGAAUCCGUCCAGGCGCUACAAAGCUUCAACGAGGACUCCGAGUCUCCAGUCGAUACCGAUAACGAGCCGUGGGGAAUUGACGAUGAUUCCAGCGAGACACAAACCUCUUCGCGUCCGUCGCUUUCGGAUCGCACAAUCGAAACGCUAUCACGAGUUCCUCCUUCACCUUCUCCACGCAGCAGGAAAAUUAGCCUUUUCUCGCCAGACUCCUUGAUGGGGCCCCCGCCUCGCCCUGCUUCUUCCAUGAAUGAACAUUCUCGAUCUCCGUCGAGGUCAUCACAGUAUAACAGCCCUGAUGAUCUAGCCCUCCCGCAGCCGUCGGGCGUCAGACGUACCUCCUCGAGACUCUCAUUGGUGUCUAACCAGGGUCAAAGUUCGAUAUCACAACAGAGCGGAAUCAAACCCGCGGCAUCGACCAAGCCAACCCCCCGGCAGAGCAGUGGAUUGGAGAAAAGAAGAUCAAUUGUUGGACUAUCCUUGAAGCGCGCAGAGACCCUACCCACAAGAUCAAUGGCUUUUAAUGAAAGUAAAGGCUUAGUUGAAAAGGCUAAGCCGCGACCAUCAAUCACCUCGACAUUUGCAAAACCAACUCCUGACGAAGCGCCUUCCCCAUCACUUUCGGUAAAGAAAGCGAGAAAACCAUCGUCCAACUUCUCUUCAAAUGUGACUUCGCCGUCAUCGACCGUAUCGAAGACGUCUUCAACAAGUUCGAGCCAGGCUCCUGCGGACCCCGUGCUAGAAGCGCGGAAGGCGUCCAAGUCUUCAAACGCAUUACGUGAAAGCAUUGCCAAGGCCAAGGCUGCCAGAAAAGCCUCGAGACAAAGUAGUGUCAAUAAAAAUGCUGUUGACCAUUGGGAUCAGCCGGAUAUCCAAGAUCCGUUCAACCAACUCCCUAAGGACUCCAACCAGUUAGUACUUCAAAAGAAGGUAGACACCGCUAGGCAAACUGGUUCUCUCAAUAUUGCCGCAAUGGGGUUGUCCACCAUACCAGACGAAGUCAUGACUAUGUAUGACUACGAUCCAAAUAGCAGCAUAGACUGGUACGAAAGUGUCGACCUUGUCAAGUUUAUUGCAGCGGACAAUGAGCUUGUCUCAUUACCGGAUGAGGCCUUUCCAGAUAUUGAUCCACAAGAAUUUGAGAUGGACGAAGAUAGUAAGGGGAACCAGUUCGGAGGGCUAGAGGUCUUGGAUCUUCAUGGAAAUGUCCUGCAGUCUCUACCUUUGGGAUUGAGGCGGCUACAACGAUUGACUUCCCUCAACCUAUCCAACAACAAGUUGAAGAUGGGAGAUAUUGCGUUGCUUGCAGAAAUUGAACGCCUUGCAGACCUCAAAUUGGCAAACAACAAUUUGGAAGGAUCGUUGUUGUCUGUCAUUGGCCAAUUUGAUAACCUUGAAACCUUGGACCUGCACGGGAAUCACAUCAAUGCUUUGCCAGAGACACUGUCCAGUUUAAAGAGUUUGAAAAACUUGAACGUUGCCGAGAACAAGUUAACGGCUUUGCCAUUUGAAUACCUGCACAACCUCCCUCUUGUCGAGUUAAAUGCCUCUCGAAACAAACUUCACGGCACCUUGAUGGGAUCAGACAUUACCGGUUUUGGAAACCUACAAGUGUUGAAUGUUGCUUAUAACUCGCUAGAAAAUCUGUCAUCAGGGGAGUCAUUUGACUUUCCUAGUCUACAGAUGUUGUUGGUCCACGCCAAUCGGCUCAAAUCUCUUCCCUCUCUAUCCGCAUGUCGAUCACUUUUAAGGAUAUCAGCAGAAGAAAACAAGAUCACAGAGUUGCCAGAUGGAUUCCUCGAUCUCGAAAACCUGAAAUAUGUGGAUCUGACAGCCAACGACUUGAGGGCAUUGGAAGAACGGGUUGGCUUGAUGGAAAACCUGACUAGUUUCCGCAUUGCGAACAAUCCUCUCCGAGAGAGAAAAUUCUUGACAAUGGAUACCGAAGACCUCAAGAAUGAUUUACGUAAUCGCUGUUCUCCGGCACUAGUGAAUGGUGGAAAAUCCAAGGGUGAAGGGCAGGAUGAAUACAGCUACGGCGAAGAUGAUGACGAAGGGUCUGUGGCAACCGAGUUUACUUUGGCGCCGGAAAGCCCAAGCCAUCUCAACCGUUGGAAAAUGAAAUCUGGAGGUGUUCUUGACCGAUCAGGUACCGAGAUGACAGAAUUGGAGGUUGGAGAGCUGAAGCCAUUGCUCUCUUCCCACGAUAUCAAAUAUCUAUAUAUUCAACGCAACAAACUGCAAAGUUUCCCCUCCCUCGCGCUCAACUUGAUUGCAACAACCCUAAUUGAGCUUGACCUAUCGAAAAAUCCGCUGAAAUCCAAUGAUAUCUUCCCAGAAGAAGGAGUGGUUCUUCCGCAACUGCAAAGUCUCACUUUGAAUGGAUGUGGCUUAACAAGUGCCGAUUCAUUGCUUGAAAAUUUCACCGCGCCUGCUCUCAAGUUUCUUGACAUAUCCAACAACCGCCUUUCCGGACCUCUUCCUUUUGUUCGAAGCCACUACCAGAACCUGACUACAUAUCUUGCAUCCGAUAACCAGAUUUCCAGUAUCGAGUUUGAACACGUGCAAGGUCUGCAAGUGUUGGAUAUCAGUAAUAACAGUAUCGACUUUCUGCCCCCCAGAAUUGGCUUGCUGCGACGUAACGAGCCGCCCUUGAGAAGGUUUGAAGUUGCUGGAAACACGUUUCGCGUUCCUCGGUGGCAGGUUGUUCAAAAGGGAACCGAAGCUGUGUUGGAAUGGUUGAAGGGGAGAAUCACAGUAGAUGAAUUGAACGAGUGGGGGGUUGCUGAUGACUCUUAG
Messenger RNA from Talaromyces rugulosus, 3015 nucleotides. RefSeq lists its product as uncharacterized. The record is from RefSeq and is a predicted model, not a curated record. The coding region runs from base 1 to 3015 and encodes 1004 amino acids. Lineage: Eukaryota; Fungi; Ascomycota; Eurotiomycetes; Eurotiales; Trichocomaceae. The transcript has a single exon. Gene Ontology annotation, molecular function: protein binding.